AUGUCUGGUCAUAUCUCAUCGGAGCAUUCUCGCUCUAAUUCACGAUCCUCUCACACUCCACGACCCUCGGGGGAAUCGACCCCUCGCCACUCCUUCGGUCGCACCUCCACCCCCAAUCCAAAUGUCUUCGCCGACGAAUACUCACUAGAAACCAUUGACUCCGACCGCAUCGAACGCCCCAACAGCCCUUCUUCCAUCGCAUCCUCCUCUACUCUUCGUGAAAACAACCAGUCAAGGACCACUAGCACGGCCCCGACCGAGAAUGAGAACCCUUUUGGCGAUGACGCUCGGGUGUCCUUCGAUGAACCUCAUCGGUCAAGUCUGCCCCAAAAGGGGUACGCUUUCGCCAACAACCGUAAUUCUACUUCCUCCCUCAACUCGACGCCUUCUAUGAUCCAGCGAAAUCAAAGUGUUUCUUCUCGUUUCUCGAUUCCCCGUGCUCUCAGCCCCUACACCGGAGCGACUGGACCCAGCCAUCCAUAUGGUAUGUAUCCACAAGUUGGGGUUAGCCGGUCGCCCAGCGUAGGUAGUACUUCGACGAUACGCCCAAUCGAACGUCCUCUUGAAGAAUCAACUGGUCCACAGCACCCCUACGCGAUGUACUCGCAGAAUGUGGUCGAGGAAGGAAUGGAUGAUGAUAUCAUCCCAGUCGGAUUUCCAGGCCACAACCCACCAUAUCAACCGCCCGCUGGUCGCCCGGCUGAUGAUGUGGGUGAUAUCAUUGGACCGGAUGGUCACGCAGAGCCGCUACCACCUUAUUCGCGAUAUCCAACUGGUGUCGUACCCAAACCUCCAGGGGCCGAGACGGCUGCCGAUCUCAACACACCGCCGGAAGAACAGCGACUCAACAAUGAAAGCCCAAGAGUGCCACCGGUUUCAGAAACCUCAUCAAGGGCUUUGGUGGCUGACCAUUCCGGCGAUGCGAACGAUGGUGGGAACGAGGAGGAAAGAGUCGCUGCGACCACAGGCAUCAUGGCCUUCGAAGAGAAGCUCAAACGCAAGGGGAAAAAGACCGCAUGCUGUGGCCUGCCAGUGUGGACGUUGGUCCUCAUUGCAACUGUUAUGCUCAUUGGAGGGUGUAUUGGAGGUGUCAUUGGUGACGCCGCAAAGAAAGAAGACCAAGAAGCUCAAAAAUCAAGUGGCUUGCCGAUUAUAACGGUCACUGCAACUCCCCAGAUGGAUGCGUCCUUGAUAUCUACCCCCACAAAUAUCAAAGAAAUCCCAACCGGCCACUUUAUGGUCCCUUCCGGUUAUCAGAAUGGAUCGGGACUUUGUGUGGACGAGUCGAACUACGGCAAAGCCUGGAAAUGCUUGCAAGCGCCUAGCAAAGUUGGCAUUUCUAUCGGCGAAUCCCAAGGUCACCAUUCCAUUGUUUUCGACCACGGUACUCCAACCCCGACGUUUACAUAUGGUGCCCAGGCGCCAUAUUGGUCUGCUUCACCUACACAAGCUUUGAGUAUGGCCAUUGAUACCACUGAUAUUGGCAUGGGCCCUGCUCUGUUCUUCCUUUCGCCGUUCGACAAGCUGGUUAUUGUCCCAGACGAUACAUUCUCUAACACCAUUUCCAAGCGCGCGUGGGUGGAAGACGGGUGGGCAAAUGCAAACGCCUACAAGAAUCUAAAGCAGACUGCAGAAGUCGGGGACAAGCCGUGGUUCUGUUGGUGGAAUAACACGAUGAUGGAGUUCUUCUUGUACGUUAACCAGUCGACGUCAUAUUCCUUGAGCGCCACCGCUUCCACCAACAGCAACAUGCCAGCGAGCACAGCUGGCUCAACCCUUGACUCCAAACGCGACGACUCCAUCCCCGAUUACCCACGGAGGAUCAAGAUGGAGGAGCGCCGAGACGACCCAUCACGCGAACCUCCCUACUGUCAGCAAAUGCAAAUUCGCAAAAACGGGGGUUUGGCGCUUCUCUCGGGCAACAUCAUCAACAUCAAAGAGAAUGAGCCCACACCGACCACUACCUACACCAAUUAUAAAGGUGGCACUGCCCAGACAUACACUGCCCAGGCAUCUUACGCCAGCCCGUGCUACUGUGUGUCUCUGACAGACUAG
Molecule: messenger RNA, 2055 nt
Organism: Penicillium mononematosum
Lineage: Eukaryota; Fungi; Ascomycota; Eurotiomycetes; Eurotiales; Aspergillaceae
Exons: 2
Coding region: 1-2055 (684 amino acids)
Source: RefSeq, a predicted model, not a curated record